AUGCCUCCACAGCAGGGCGAGGUGUCCUUGACGACGCUCUUCGCAGACAUCCAUUACUACUUCUCCCCACCUACCCACCAGCCCCCGCACCACCGAUUCGAAAAGAGCUCCUAUGUCUACCUCUACCAUAACCCUAUGCGUCAGAGUGGGCGCAUAGAGAUUGCGAACAAUCCUGGAAAACCAAACCAGGAUGCGUUCGCCGGUCAGUUGGAUGUUGUGAAGGUCGAGCAAAGUUACAAGCAUCCAUGUUUGUUUACCUUGACUGUCGAUGCGUUUCGCGGCCAGCAUGGCAGUCCAGCCUCAUCGCCUCAGCAAGACAUGUCCCAAUGGCACCUUCCUGUACCGGACCCAAACAACCAGGGCAAGUACAUGUACAGGCUACAUACUGUGGACAUCUACCUGUGGACACCAAAUGAUGCAAGCAUGUUCUUGGAUUCGCUGCGGAGGGUCAUGCAACCACAUCAACUUCAGAUCAUCGCAGACCCCCAGGCUAUCUCACCUACAUCAGCGCAUCACGAGCACAAGAACGACACAAUGAGCCCAGUGAUUGCGAAUCUCGAAAGAGCUGCGAUAUCACACCAGAGCCGCACUCCCAGCAUCAGCCCCACACAAGCUUUUCCUGGUCCGCCACAAGCCGCAUUCCCUGGUCCGCCAGGUGCUCGUGCCUCGACCGCAAGCCCUUCAGCAGCAGAACCAGGCUACGCUCCAAUGGCCUACAACCCUGCUGCACCAGCUGCACCAGAACCCAUCGCUCACCGCGAGAAAACACCGCCACCACCGGACGCGGCGGAGGGGACUGGUCUAGUCGGAGCAGCUGUACAUGACUCGCAGCCUCAGCAAUACAGCAAUCCCCUGCAGACCUCUUUCACCCCUCAACAAACUUCUGGACCAUACAUGCCUGGGCCUGCACCUGGUCAGGGAUUCAGUGGUCCGCCAGGUGUACAGCGUACAAAUACAGCUGGCUCGAUGCCUCCUCCACCUCAAAGCCCCCCAUCAUUUGCAGGGCCGCCUCAAUCUGCACCUCCAGCAGAUCCGUACGGACAGAUCAGCCCACAGCAACCUGGGAUACAGCGACAAUCAUCUAUCCCUGUUCAGCAGUAUGCUGGCUAUAGUGGUUCGCCUGGCUACAAUGCCGGCCUUCAAUCUCCUGGUUUGCCCUCGCCAGGUCUGCACCAGCCACAGCACUACCUGGGUUAUGGACAGCACCAGUACGGUAGCACUUCACAACAGACGCCAGGAACAGAUCCAGCCGACUUGCAUAAGCAGUUCUACCGCCCAACUGAACACGAAGCUGGUGUUACAGAUCACAGCACCGCGACAACACCCAACUCAAAUAUGGGAAAGAGGGUAGUGAAAGUUGAAAAGGGCGUUGGUCGUUUCCUGAAAAAGCUUGACAGUAAGUGGUGA
Macroventuria anomochaeta is the source of this 1407-nucleotide messenger RNA. RefSeq lists its product as uncharacterized. Bases 1 to 1407 code for a protein of 468 amino acids. The record is from RefSeq and is a predicted model, not a curated record. Lineage: Eukaryota; Fungi; Ascomycota; Dothideomycetes; Pleosporales; Didymellaceae. The transcript is spliced from 3 exons.